This is a messenger RNA of Sebastes umbrosus (honeycomb rockfish), 3560 nucleotides long. It is a transcript of the gene trim37, whose product is annotated as tripartite motif containing 37. Gene Ontology annotation, biological process: protein autoubiquitination; negative regulation of centriole replication. The transcript is spliced from 25 exons. Bases 288 to 3194 code for a protein of 968 amino acids. Gene Ontology annotation, molecular function: zinc ion binding; ubiquitin protein ligase binding; ubiquitin protein ligase activity. Lineage: Eukaryota; Metazoa; Chordata; Actinopteri; Perciformes; Sebastidae. Gene Ontology annotation, cellular component: peroxisome; aggresome. The record is from RefSeq and is a predicted model, not a curated record.
UGAUUGGUUAUCGCUAGGGGACAGAACGCGUCACAGCCUCCAGCUAACGACUCAUCUUCAGUUUAUUGAUAAAAACAGCCGUUUAUCUUCGUUAUUCCUGACUUUAAUAACAGAUUAUUGAUGUUUAACUGUAGAUAAAGCAGCACAGUGAACGCCUGCUGUGUGCUGGGACAGAUAAUGUAGUUAAAUCGGUAGUUUAUGAGGUGAAACAGACAGAAGAGUCUCUGUGAAGAUCACUGGCUACGACUUCUUUGAUUUGUCCCUGAGAUCAACAACUUCAAACCGAAAUGGAUGAACAAAGUGUUGAGAGCAUCGCCGAGGUGUUUCGCUGCUUCAUCUGCAUGGAGAAACUGAGAGAUGCUCGUCUCUGCCCACACUGCUCCAAACUCUGCUGCUUCAGCUGCAUACGACGGUGGCUGACGGAGCAGAGAGCCCAGUGUCCACACUGCCGGGCUCCGCUCCAGCUGAGGGAGCUGGUCAACUGUCGCUGGGCGGAGGAGGUCACCCAGCAGCUGGACACCCUGCAGCUCUGCAGCCUCACCAAGCACGAGGACAACGACAAGGACAAAUGUGAGAACCACCACGAGAAGCUGAGUGUUUUCUGUUGGACCUGUAAGAAAUGCAUCUGUCACCAGUGUGCUCUGUGGGGAGGCAUGCACGGCGGCCACACCUUCAAGCCUCUGGUGGAGAUCUACGAGCAGCACGUGACCAAGGUGAAGGACGAGGUCGCCAAGCUCCGCCGCCGCCUCAUGGAGCUCAUCAGUCUGGUGCAGGAAGUGGAGAGGAACGUGGAGGCCGUCCGAGGAGCGAAGGACGAGCGUGUCAGAGAGAUCCGAAACGCCGUAGAGAUGAUCAUCGCUCGUCUGGACAACCAGCUCAAGAACAAACUCAUCACCCUCAUGGGCCAGAAGACGUCCUUGACCCAGGAGACGGAGCUGCUGGAGUCGCUCCUGCAGGAGGUGGAGCAUCAGCUUCACUCCUGCAGUAAGAGUGAGCUGAUCUCCAAGAGCCCAGAGAUCCUGCUCAUGUUCCAGCAGGUCCACCGGAAACCCAUGCAGUCCUUCGUCACCACGCCGGUCCCUCCAGACUUCACCAGUGAGCUGGUUCCUGCCUACGACUCCAGCACUUUUGUUCUGGUCAACUUCAGCACCCUGAGGCAGCGGGCUGACCCGGUCUACAGCCCUCCUCUACAGAUAUCUGGGCUCUGCUGGAGACUCAAAGUCUACCCAGACGGUAACGGUGUGGUCCGUGGAAACUACCUCUCUGUGUUCUUGGAGCUUUCUGCUGGACUCCCCGAAACAUCAAAGUACGAGUACCGGGUGGAGAUGGUCCAUCAGGCCUCCAGUGACCCGACCAAGAACAUCAUUCGAGAGUUUGCGUCUGACUUUGAGGUCGGUGAAUGUUGGGGCUACAACCGCUUCUUCAGACUGGACCUUCUGGCCAGCGAGGGAUACCUGAACAUGCAGACGGACACACUGGUGCUCCGCUACCAGGUCCGCUCACCCACCUUCUUCCAGAAGUGCAGAGAUCAGUACUGGUACAUCAGCCAGCUGGAGUCGGCCCAGAGUGGCUACAUCCAGCAGAUCAACAACCUCAAAGAGAGGUUGGCCAUCGAGCUGUUUCGCCGCCAGACGUCGCGCAGCUCCUCUCCCCCCGACAUGAGGCUCGCUGCAGGCACCACGGCCUCCGAGAGAGACGCCCGCUCGGUGAAGAGCGACGACGACAUCCAGACCACUUUGAGCAACAUUAAAAAAGGCGAAGAAGAAGAGAGGACGCAGCAAGACGACUCUAAUGAGCUGUCGGACGGAGACUUGGAGGUGGACUGUCUGACCGAGGAGGAGGUGAACCCGCUGGAUGGCAGCAGCACCUCGGGGAGCUCAACGGCCACCAGCAACACCGAGGAGAACGACAUCGACGAGGAGACCAUGUCAGGAGAGAACGAUGUCGACUUUAUGGGGAACCUGGAGACAGAAGAAGGAGAGCUUCCUGAUGACCUGGCCGGAGCAGCAGGAGGAUCCAGCUCCAGUGUGCGUUCCAUACUUCAGCGCUCUGCUGUCGGUCGCAGUGGUAGCGGAGCGGCGGGCGGCGGCGCUGUCGGUCCGGGCAGCAGCAGCCUCCUGGAGAUCGACCCGGUCAUCCUGAUCCAGCUGCUGGAUCUGAAGGAGCGCCGCAGCGUGGAGACUCUGUGGGGGCUCCAGCCUCGGCCUCCUGUAACGCUGCUGCACAGCCAAGCUCAUCCUCACUCCAGGAAAGACCGAGAGCGGCGGCCUCAGGUUGUGCGACGAUCCGCUCCAGACUCAGGGGUCCUGAUCCGCCUCAAGGCUCAGAUGGCCGAGGUCCGCAGCAAGAUGUCCGACGUCAAGAGUCAAGUGCUGGAGGCUCGGGGGACGGGAGAGCCCCGGCCCGGUCCGUCGGGGGGCUUUGGUGCGGAGGAGGUAUCCUCCCACCUCGCUGAUUCAGAGCUGUCAGCUUGUCGUAAGCCCGGUGAGCUGGACCUGCUGGGGAGAGCAGCUGCCGCUCGAUCUAGGCCCGGCCGCCCCGCCAGGAAGUCUCUGUCUCCCGUCCUGGACAGCAGCAGCAGCUCUCUGGUGGUGAAGAGGAGGAGUCCAGAUGAGAUGGAGAAGGACCUGAGAGGAGCAGACGUGGCCUCAGAGCUCAGCCUGCAUCUUAAAGACGGGCUGGGGGGUGCAGAAGGAGCGCUGAACGCCGACAGCCCCCUUGUGUCUCUGGGCGGCUCGUCGUCGUCGUCGGAGCAGCAGGCCUCCGCCGCCGCCGCCGCCUCCAAGCAGCAGCAGUACUCGUUGGAGCAGCAGCUGUUCGGGGCCUCGGGGCCCCGGGACGACAUCUUCUCCCUCGGGGGGUCGAGCUACAUGACCGCCAGCAAGAACUGUGGCAGCAGGACCCUAGGGGCAGCCAUGUUGGACUGCGAAUCCGAAAGCUCUGGAAACUCCCAUCAUUCCUUGCUGGAGGGACCUUCUGCACCGCCGCAGUCAAAUGAAGGUCUGAUGGUCUCCUCUCGUCCUGUCUCGUCUGUAGAUCCGUCGCCGUCGGUUCUGGUGGCGGCAACAAGCAGCGACAGCGACACGGAGGACGAAGCUCUGCAGAGCAACAACUCUCGCUACGACAACCAGACUCCUCCCUGCUCAGGAGAGCAGCUUCUGUCUGAGGACAUGAGUCUGCCUGCCGACAGGUGAAACCCACCGCUUUAUCCCUCAGCGACCUCACGGCGACGCAAUAAUGGCGCGGAGACGACACACGCUUUAUGUUACACCUGUAGAGUAGAAACUGCUUGUUACGCAUGAAGUCAAAAUGAAAACGACUCACCUGCUUGAAACAGAAACAGAAAACUUUCUCUUGAAUAUGUUUAAUAUUUGGACCCCGACAGGAAUAAUAACCACGGCCAGUUCUUCAGGUGGUUGUGUGGCGUUAACGGUCCAGGUGACCACUUAACAUCAAUGUCAUUAUAUUGUGUGAAUGCAGUGGAAGAGAACCAACAUCUCACCUCUUUGAAAAGUGGACUUUCACCGUAUUAUAUUUAUAAUAAAGGAUGUAAGUCAGUU